Messenger RNA from Pecten maximus, 1515 nucleotides. RefSeq names its product probable alpha-ketoglutarate-dependent hypophosphite dioxygenase. Lineage: Eukaryota; Metazoa; Mollusca; Bivalvia; Pectinida; Pectinidae. The record is from RefSeq and is a predicted model, not a curated record. The transcript is spliced from 11 exons. Bases 120 to 1058 code for a protein of 312 amino acids.
UCUAGCAGGGAGGACAAAGGAAUGGCCACUACAGAAAUCUAUUUCCGGUUUAAGAUACGGCCAGGUGCGCUUAGAUCUGACUAUCUCCCUGAACGAUCACAGAUCUAUAAAACCACACAAUGCCACCGGCUCCAAAAGAUUUUAAGCCUGGAGUUCCAGACUGGAGUACAGUACAUGAGUCUACAGGAAAACUCUUCCCUCCCAUCAAGGAUAAAUCGGAAUGGAGCAAGUUCCAGUUCAGCAAUGAUCAAGUGAAGCAGUUUUGGGAGGACGGCUUUCUCCUCAACGUACCUCUGUUGUCGGAAGAGGACUGUGAUAUGAUCCUGAAGGAUUACAAUUACUUUACAGGUGAAAACCAACAUGAUGGAAUGGACAUGUUGUAUGAAUACCAUAGCAACCAGAGUGGUGACACUAACAAUGUAUUGAUGCAUUGUCUGGGACAUUGGAGAAUGACCGAGCUAUUCCAUGAUCUGGCUUUCCUCCCCCAAGUCGUGGUUCCUGGUUCACAACUUCUGGCUGAGAAUAAGACGAUGCCUAUUCGUUUCUGGCAUGACCAACUCUUCGCAAAGCCAGCCAAGCAUGGAGGUGUUGUGGCAUGGCACCAAGACUAUUCCUAUUGGACGAGAACUGGUCCCAUGAUGCACCUCACGGUCCAUAUUGCAUUGGACGAUCAAACAGAGGAGAACGGAGGUCUCUACUAUGUCCCAGGAUCACACAGAUGGACGAGAAAUGGAAACCCACUUCCUGUGACUGACUUCAAUUUUGCAGACAUGGAAUCUAUACAGACUAUCCUGACAGAGGAGGAAAAACAGCAGUUUAAACCAGUAUGUGGGAAACUCCGUAAAGGUCACGCAAGCUUUCACCAUGCUCUAGCUGUACAUGGUUCCUAUGGAAACAGGUCGGACGGUCCAAGGCGAGCAGCCGUACUCAACUACUUUGCAGAUGGUGUGAAAUCCACCACUAACGAGGAUCUGCUUAAAAACAUCAAGAUCCCAGAGGGCGAGAAGAUGGGCGGACAGUUCUUUCCUCUGGUGUUCGACCCGGCGUGGAUGUCAUGAUAAACGAUUUGAGUGGAUGUUAUUGUGUUUGACUCCGGCUGUCCCCGAGUAAUUAAACAAUAUUGUGAUUAAAGUGACAUUGACAAUAAUCAGAUGUGUUAAUAUGCUCAGAUGAAAUGAUCUCAUGAUUAUGGUAAUGACAAUACAGACUUGCUAUAGUCGUAAUAUUACGUUUACCAGACAUGAUUGCAUAGACAGUAAAAAAAAAAAAGCUGAAAGGGAAUCUGGAGGACCUUCCCCAGCGGGGUUAGAAGGGGUAAAAAUGGACAUUGAAAUUUUUCAAAAAGCAGAAAAAAUUAUGUCUGCUUUACACGUGCCUCCUUUCAAUCAAUGGAACCUUAGUUUGCUUGAAUACAAUCACGAUGAUGAAGUCUACGUUUGAUUUACACUUCAGCAAGACAAUGCACCCUAAUAUAAUAAAUAAAUAAAUAAACCUUCUGUUUACAGUUGACUUGAA